UCCAAGAAGACAGCUCAGCCCUCCGGGGGUUCAUUUCUGAACAGGAAGCCCCGAACCCAGGGCCCAGUGGGCUCUGUUCUCACUCCCCCAUCUCCAGAGAGUUGGGAUUUUGCCCCCCUGAAACAGCCAGGAGGAGGAAUUUUCCUGAGGCAUCGCCAAGCUGUCUUGGGACUGAUCCAACCGGUUACUCCCACCACCCUGGCCGGCCAGCGAGUGGGGACGAAAGUCCUGGUGGCCCUGGAGACUGCACCUGCCAGUGAGUCCAAGCAGCAGCCUGGGGCCUCCCCUGCUCGCUUGCUUCCAGGGGACCCCGGUGUGAGUGGCUGCAGCUCCUUCCAUGGCGUUCUCUGAGCUCUUGGAGCGAGCCGGGGGCAUAGGCCGCUUUCAUGUUCUACAGACCGUCACCAUCCUCUUUGUCAUCAUCUUGCUACCCUCCCACAUGCUUCUGGAGAACUUCUCGGCCGCCGUGCCCAACCACCGCUGCCGGGCGCCCCUCCUGGACAACAGCACUGCCCAGGCCAGUGUCCCUGGGGCCCUAGGCCCCGAGGCCCUCCUGGAGGUCUCCAUCCCUCCGAGCCCCGACCAGCGGCCCCACCGCUGUCUCCGCUUCCGCCACCCGCAGUGGCAGCUGCUGGGCCCCAACGCCUCGGCCACCAACUGGAGCGAGGCUGCCACGGAGCCGUGCAUGGACGGCUGGGUCUACGACCGCAGCACCUUCACCUCCACCACCGUGACCGAGGACCGACUCGACAGGGAGAGGGGCAGGGGGCACACUCGGGCGAUGGAUGUUUGGUGCUCAGCCGGAGCCCCUGGAAGGAUCACCAGUGGGAGUGCUGCGUCUUCUCCAUUCACCCCCAGCCCUGUGAGAGGAGCAGCGCUGUCGCCCCAUCACCUGGGUGAGAACACAGACUCAGCCACAGGCAGCAGCAAGUUGACCCAGCUAGUAAUCAUGGGACCUGGUGUGCAGCUCGCAGGCCCUCAAGCCCAUGGCCCAGUCCAUCUACCUGGCCGGGGUCCUGGUGGGAUACGCUGUGUGGGGUCUCCUCUCCUCCCGGUUGGGGCGGAAGCUGAUCCUGAGCUGGUGCUGCCUGCAGGUGGCCGUGGCCAGCACGGGCGUGUCCUUUGCCCCGAACUUCCUCGUCUACUGCGGUCUCCGGUUCGUGAGUGCUGUCGCCGUCGCCGGCAUCAGCUUGGUCUCCAGCGUGCUCUUGGUCGAGUGGACCACCACGGGCAGGAGGGCGGUCACCAUGGCGGUGCAGGGAUGCUGCUACAGCACCGGCCAAAUGACCACAGCCGGCCUGGCCUUCGCCCUGCGGGACUGGCGCUCCCUCCAGAUGGCCGUGUCGGUGCCCUACUUUGCUUGCUUCCUGGCAUCCUGGUGGCUGCCGGAAUCCGCCCGGUGGCUGAUUAUUACGGGCAAACCAGACCAAGGGCUUCGGGAACUCAGAAAGGUGGCGAGGAUAAAUGGCCACAAGGAAGCCAAAAAGACACUGACCAUAGAGCAUCCAGCAUGGAGGAGGAACUGGCCACCGCGAAGACCCAACAGUCUGUGCUGGACCUGUUCCGGGUGCCUGUGCUCCGCUGGAGGACCUACAGUUUGCUGGUGGUGAGCUUUGUCCAAUUUAUGUCCUACUACGGGCUGGUCCUGGACCUGCAGAGCCUGGGAAGGGACAUCUUCCUCCUCCAGGUCCUCUUCGGGGCCGUGGACUUCGUGGGCCGGUUCUUUGUCCCCCUCGGGCUUCGCUGCUUCGGCCGCCGCAAGGCCAUAGCCAGCGCCCUGUUCCUCAGCGGCGUCUCCAUCCUGGCCAACGUCCUGGUACCAGAGGAUUUACAGACCCUGCGCGUGGCCUUCGCCGUGCUGGGAAAGGGAGGUUUUGCGAUAAACUUCACCUGCUACUCCGUCUACUUAUCUGAAGUCUUCCCAACUUCACUGCGGGUGACAGCCAAUGGCCUCCUGCACUCAGUGGGCCGGGCCGGGGCUGUGCUAGGCCCCCUGAUCAGGUUGACUGGCCAGACCCUGCCCCUGCUGCCCUCCCUCAUCUAUGGAAUCCUCCCCAUCACGUCCGGCUUCAUUGUCCUGCUGUUUCUCCCUGAGACCCAGGGCCUUCCCCUCCCCGACACCAUACAGGACAUGGAGAACCAGUGGAAAACUGAGGCUCAGGGAAGAGAAGUGACUUCCUCAAGGUCUCACAGAUCGGGACCAGCCUGGGGCCACCGGAGAGAGGUGGUCAUUACAGAAAGCACCUGGCUCUAGGAAUGCUGCCUGCAGAGCUCCCUCUGGCUGAAGGCCCCUGGGGAGGGUGCUGCCCUUUCCUCGGCCUCGAGUGUGUGGCUGAGUGAGCAGAACGACUUCAGACUUCUCAAAGCAUCACCAGGAGCUGGACGGCGAUGGAGUGAUACUUCCAACAUUGGGAGGGGGUGGAAUCCUUAGGAAAUGGCUGAUUCCAGGUCUGGAGCAGGAAAUGUAUGUGAGCCUGGAACAUUUUGUCAACCAAGAAAGCACAGACCAGUGUGGUUGUGUCAAAAAAGAGGGCUUGGUCAAGAAGAGGGGUGACAAUGGGAUUGCGAAAGCCAUAAGGACCACAUUCCACUUUGUCUAGUUUAUGGAUGGAUGAGUAGAAAAAUAGGGGAAGGAAACAAACAAACAGACAAAGGUACUUAGUGUUCUU
This is a messenger RNA of Choloepus didactylus (southern two-toed sloth), 2669 nucleotides long. It is a transcript of the gene SLC22A11, whose product is annotated as solute carrier family 22 member 11. Bases 338 to 2254 code for a protein of 638 amino acids. Gene Ontology annotation, cellular component: membrane. NCBI's taxonomy places the organism in Eukaryota, Metazoa, Chordata, Mammalia, Pilosa, Megalonychidae. The transcript is spliced from 12 exons. The record is from RefSeq and is a predicted model, not a curated record. Gene Ontology annotation, molecular function: transmembrane transporter activity. Gene Ontology annotation, biological process: transmembrane transport.